This is a messenger RNA of Pelmatolapia mariae (spotted tilapia), 2867 nucleotides long. It is a transcript of the gene cd82b, whose product is annotated as CD82 molecule b. The record is from RefSeq and is a predicted model, not a curated record. The coding region runs from base 139 to 906 and encodes 255 amino acids. The transcript has 9 exons. NCBI's taxonomy places the organism in Eukaryota, Metazoa, Chordata, Actinopteri, Cichliformes, Cichlidae. Gene Ontology annotation, cellular component: plasma membrane.
CCUCAAGCACAUAAACCACACACAAACCAGUCAGACAGACACCAUCAUUUGUUUCUCUCACACUCCGAGACCAGACUGUUUCAACGGUAGACUCCUCUGUCAGCUCUGAGCACCUCCGGAGACGCAAAAAACACAGCCAUGGGGAAAGGAUGCGUUGCGGUCACCAAAUACUUUCUAUUUCUCUUCAACCUCCUCUUCUUUGUGUUUGGAGCCCUUAUCCUGGGCUUUGGACUGUGGGUUCUGCUUGAUAACAAAAGCUUCAUUGCUGUUCUACAGGAAUCAUCAGAUACUGUGAAAGUGGCCUCAUACAUCCUCAUCGGAGUGGGUUCCCUGACGAUGGCCAUGGGCUUCUUCGGCUGCAUUGGAUCCAUCUACGAAGUCCGUUGUCUUCUGGGUCUGUACUUCACCUGCCUCCUCCUCAUCCUCGUUGCCCAAAUCACUGCUGGAGUUCUCAUUUACUUCCAGAGAGAUCGGUUGGCAUAUGAGAUGGACAGCAUUAUUAAGACUGUGAUCAUCACCUACCCCAAUAACAGGACCACAGAGCACCCCUUGGACUACAUUCAGAGGACGAUGAAAUGCUGUGGCUUUACUGGUCCGGGCAACUGGUCCGAGAACCCUGUGAUCAAGAACAGCACCCAGGGGCUAUAUGCGUGCUCCUGUCGUAAUGAUUCCUUGCCUGGAGUGGAAAGGGCGCUAGCAGGCCUGUGUCCGUCCUUGCCCUCAAAUCCACCUGUUUAUGAAACGGGCUGUAAAACCACCAUAGAAACAUGGCUAAAGGAUAACUUGGGAGUUAUUCUGGGGAUCUGUGCUGCCGUGGCAGUCGUGGAGCUCCUCGGGAUGAUCCUCUCCAUGUGUCUCUGCAAGAACGUUGUCCGGGAAGAUUACAGCAAAGUGCCGAAGUACUGAGCUGAUGCUGGAGCCAGCUUCACAUCACACACACAGAUGGACGGACUCUCCCUCUCUCUCUUCUCACAGCCCAGUCUUACACACACACACACACAGACAAAUGACAGCUGUCUCCACCAUUUGAGCUUCUCAUGUCUUCACAGCUGUACAGAUUUCUCACGCCCACAUGUACACAAACACACACACACACACACACACACACACACACACACACACACACUUCUCAAGUGUGAUAUAUUUGUGGACCAUAAGUUGACAAGUUACUUAAUUUUCUCAUUUUAUUUGUUUUUAUUUUUGAUGGAAGCUUCUGGCGUUUGAUACUAUGCAAGUGUUCAUUUAUAUGUCGUCGUCUUUUUUUUUUUUUUUUUGUGUCCCCUUGGCUGACCUCAGUGAUGCGCUCAACCCUGUAAAGUCAUAAGAAAACUGCCAGAAAAUUCUUUAUUUAUUGUGUCUUAAUUGAACCUUCAGACAAAUUUUUAAAAAAGAAAAGGAAGUAUUAAUUUGCGUAUAAGCAUUUAAAUUGGUAUCAUAUUUGCUACAGCCAUUUUUUAUGUUUAAAAAUGUUCUGUUGCUUUAAAAAAAAGUGCAAUUUAUUUCAGUUUUUUGGUGGAAAAAUCACACUGAUGAUGUAGAAGUCUCAAAAACUCAUGUAUCAAAUGUACACCUGGCGCUACAGGGUUAACUGGUGAGAGAAAGAGCACUUUAGUGAUAUUGAGUUAGCUGAGAGCCAGUUAUUCUGACUUCAAGGCACGGAGAUGAGAGGAAAAUGGGAGGGCGCAUGCUACCCUCUCAAGGUAUUUUUGGUGCAGUGGGUGGAGGAUGGAUGCAGGGCAUGGCUGCUGCGGUGGAGGUUUUGGCUUCUGUUGUCAACUCCUCGUACCCAGUAGCCCUCUGUUGACACCCACCACCGGCUCCACCUCAUGCCUUCCGCUACCCAUCAUCUCUAAAUCAUGUCUGUCUUCCUUUCGGGUACGCAUGAUUCGUAACGAGCGGCUCUCCGAAAUGAACUUUUCUGUUUGAAGUACGUAUGCGUAUGACAUGUUGAGUGAAUAUUUUAUUUCUUUAUGUUCUUUUUUAGUAUUUUCAUGUUAUCUGUUCUUUUUUGUUGUUUUUAAACAGCUGUAUAUAUGACUUUAGAUAGUGAUUGUGGCAUGUUAAGUGCUCGGUCAGCGUUUUAUAUGGGAAAGCUUUCACCCACAUGUUCCUGUUUUAAGACGUCCUAUUGUUCUUCGGUUCCUUCUGUUCUUGAUGAAGAGCAGAGCACGGCUGCCCGUCAGCACUAUUUUGGUCUGAAUCGGAGAAAUUGGAUCCCUUGGUAAAUUGUCAUCAGUCUUAAAGCUAUAUUUUCAUUUCCUUAACAUGGCAUGGUUGUUUUUGAACUUACACACAGCUCUUGGCUUUUAUUUUGAAAAGUCAUUUUUUCGUGUGUCUUCUAGCAGCUGUGUGACCACAGUGGGUUUCUGUCAUAGCAUGACUGUUUUCCAAGAAGUUAGUUUAUAGUAUCAGUCUGUGAGAAAAAGGAAAGUUGUAAGUUAUUACAUAUUCAGAAACUGACUCUUCUCCCACUUAUACUUUCUUCUCUAAAAAUACUUUUUACAAAACCUUUUCUCUUCCUCAUUUAUGUUUUUUGUUUUUAGCUGUCUUCUCCAUAAAAUCCUGUCGUUUCACUUCAAUACACUAUUAUAGCUCAAUUUAUGGUUAAUUUAGUGGGUAGAUCGCACUUUCAUGAGCCUUCGAAAGCGUGUUCAACACGCUGUAAUUACAGAGGAUUAAAAGCUGUUACAGUCAGCUUCUACUGCAUGAGCUGCCAAAUUGAAAACAUUAAUUUAAGUUGAAGAAAAAUGAAGGUUUCCUUAAUGUUUAGAAUUCUUUGUACACCUUUACCUUUGUGGAACUUUUAAGCCAUGUUAGUAAUUAAUUGUUUCUUUUUAUUACUGAGAAUUAUUAAUAAACAUGAACCC